This is a messenger RNA of Phycomyces blakesleeanus NRRL 1555(-), 1012 nucleotides long. RefSeq lists its product as hypothetical. Gene Ontology annotation, molecular function: cullin family protein binding; ubiquitin-like protein binding; ubiquitin conjugating enzyme binding. The record is from RefSeq and is a predicted model, not a curated record. Lineage: Eukaryota; Fungi; Mucoromycota; Mucoromycetes; Mucorales; Phycomycetaceae. Gene Ontology annotation, biological process: positive regulation of ubiquitin-protein transferase activity; protein neddylation. The transcript has 8 exons. Gene Ontology annotation, cellular component: ubiquitin ligase complex. The coding region runs from base 80 to 826 and encodes 248 amino acids.
UAGUUUGCUGUUUGAUGGUAAAAAGAAAAGAAAAGAGAGAAAGAGAAAGAAUCCAACAAGAAGAAUCCAAAAAAGAAUAAUGUCGUCUCUUAGCUCAAGUCAACAACAGAAGUUGAGCCAACUUAUUGAGUUUACUCGUCUAAGUGAGAACGAUGCCCGUAGACUCUUAAUGAUCUCAAACUGGGACAUCAAUACUGCAAUUGACAAUUUUUACCAAAAUCCUCGCAUCAAACAUGAACCUCAGAGAACAGACUUUAACCCAAGACUAGCCCAAAAGAUGUUUGAUAAAUAUCAAGAUCCUGAAAAGCGUGACAAGAUCACAGUUGAAGGAUGUAUGCUGUUAUGUGAAGAUCUGGGUAUUGAACCUACUGCUCUUGAAUUCCUCUUGAUUUCCCAUCAACUCAACUCAAAAAUGAUGGGAGAGUUUACCCGCCAAGAAUUUGUUGAAGGCUGCACAAAGCUUCAAUGUGAUACACCCCAGAAAUUAAAGAAUAUCAUCCCAUCCCUGCGAAACAAUCUUUCAGAUGAUGCCAGCUUUAGAGAGAUCUAUAGCUAUGCCUUUGUGUUUGGCCGUCAGUUUCAGCAAAAGAGUCUUUCUCUCGAAGCUGCAGUGGAACUAUGGAGACUGUUGCUGACCGGUAGAUUUAGUAUGUUGGACCAGUGGAUUCAGUUUUUAGAGGAAAAGCACGGAAAAGCCAUUUCGCGUGAUACUUGGAAUCUUUUUUUCGAAUUUGCUAGCCAAAAGGAUCUUGACUUGUCCAAGCACGACGCGGAAGGUGCAUGGCCUAUCUUGAUUGAUGAGUUUGUAGAAUAUUUGAAACAAUAAGAUGUCACUAUCCAUUAAUAUUCCAUCAUAUUUUCCUUCUCCUUCUUUUCCUUCUACCUCUACCUAUAUCUAUACGCUGCUGUUCAAAUAUUCAUGUAUCUGUUUCUAUCUCGCUUCUAUCGAUGUAUCAAUCCUUAUUUACCAUUUUUUUGAACUUGUGAUUAUUGAUUUCAGGGUUACAAAUCC